AUGGUCUUCAUCUACGCUUACAUGAUGAUGAUUGCCAAGCACCACCAGCGGCAGAUCCACCAGGAACCGAGCAGCAAGGGUUCGCAGGAGGCAGUAGCGACCAGAAAAUCCUUUUCUGCUGAGCUCGUCAAGCAUCUGAAGCUUGCCAAGCCGUUUGGCAUCGUCGUCAGCGCCUUCGUCGUCUGCUGGGCUCCGUACUCCAUUCUGACGCUGCUGAGCGUGGCCGACGUCUACCACGACACGCUCGGCGUGGCGACAGGCUUCGGCUAUAUGAUGGCAGACUCCAACUCUUUUAUGAACUUUUUCAUAUAUGCUUCAACGAGCAGUAAGUUCCGCGCCGCCUUCCGGGCGGUGUUGCGCUCGCGUGGACACUAA
This is a messenger RNA of Priapulus caudatus, 375 nucleotides long. Its product is annotated as 5-hydroxytryptamine receptor 1-like. Bases 1 to 375 code for a protein of 124 amino acids. The record is from RefSeq and is a predicted model, not a curated record. Gene Ontology annotation, molecular function: G protein-coupled receptor activity. NCBI's taxonomy places the organism in Eukaryota, Metazoa, Priapulida, Priapulimorpha, Priapulimorphida, Priapulidae. Gene Ontology annotation, biological process: G protein-coupled receptor signaling pathway. Gene Ontology annotation, cellular component: membrane. The transcript has a single exon.